CAAAUCAAAAUAUUUUCAUUAUUAAGAAUUAUUUAUUUUUAUUUUAACAUGGUUUAAUCUGUGGCGUAGAUUACCGGAAACCAUUAUCUAUUUUCGUAUUUCAUUUAGUUGACCUAUGAGUUGUUUAGGACCUCAACCAAGAUAACAAUUUUAUCGUUUUUUAUUAUUUUAUAACAUGACUCUCCCAGAUAUGCUUGAAAGAAAUCCAGGCUGUGAAUUAGAUUUAGGCUGGCUGAACAAUGUAAGAAUAAAUCUUACAGCCAUAAACAACAAGGCUAAGGCAUUAGCUGAGUCAGUGUGUCUCAAGAAUGAAUACAGAGCAGCUUGGCUGCUAAAAGCUGUAACCUGUAUUGAUUUAACCACUUUAGGAGGUGAUGACACUCAUGGAAAUGUUUCCAGACUUUGUCACAAGGCCGCCAGACCGAUAGCUGAGGAUUUGCUGGAACAAUUAGGUUUUGCAUAUGAAAACAAUGCCUGUCCAAUUAGAACAGCAGCAGUUUGUGUGUACCCUUCAAAAGUUGAAGAUGCUGUCAGUACAUUGAAAAAAAUGGGCCUGGUCAACAAAAUAAAUGUUGCUGCUGUCGCCACUGGGUUUCCGAGCGGACAAAUGCCACUCAAAACCCGCCUUGAGGAGAUCAAAUAUGCAGUGGACAAAGGUGCAAAGGAAAUUGACAUUGUGAUAGAUAGGAGUCUUGUAUUAACUGGCCAGUGGAAUGUUCUCUAUCAAGAGAUACAGCAAAUGAAGGAGGCUUGCGGACCGACUGCGCAUAUGAAAGCAAUUUUGGCCACCGGGGAAUUAGUAACGUUGGAAAACGUUUACAAGGCUUCACUUGUUGCUAUGAUGGCGGGCAGUGACUUUAUUAAAACUUCUACAGGCAAAGAAUCAGUUAAUGCCACACUACAGUUUGGUAUUGUCAUGAGCAGGGCGAUAAAAGAGUAUUACGAAAAAAUGGGCUACAAAGUGGGCUUGAAACCUGCGGGUGGUAUUAGGACAGCUUCGGAUGCCCUCACCUGGUUGGUUUUAAUAAAGGAAUCGUUGGGGGAUAGUUGGUUGAGUCCAGAUUUAUUUAGGUUCGGUGCGUCUGGUCUUCUGGGCGACAUUGAGUGUAAAUUGUUUGAAUUUGUUACGGGCAAAAAAGCCAACCCAUACGAGUUUACAAUGGGUUAAUACCAUAACUUGUAUAUAAAGCAUAAAAAUAAACAGUUUUCAAUGA
Molecule: messenger RNA, 1214 nt
Organism: Aethina tumida (small hive beetle)
Lineage: Eukaryota; Metazoa; Arthropoda; Insecta; Coleoptera; Nitidulidae
Product: deoxyribose-phosphate aldolase
Exons: 5
Coding region: 176-1168 (330 amino acids)
Biological process (GO): carbohydrate catabolic process; deoxyribonucleotide catabolic process
Cellular component (GO): cytoplasm
Molecular function (GO): deoxyribose-phosphate aldolase activity
Source: RefSeq, a predicted model, not a curated record